Messenger RNA from Trichophyton verrucosum HKI 0517, 1110 nucleotides. RefSeq lists its product as uncharacterized. Bases 1 to 1110 code for a protein of 369 amino acids. The transcript is spliced from 4 exons. Gene Ontology annotation, cellular component: cytoplasm. NCBI's taxonomy places the organism in Eukaryota, Fungi, Ascomycota, Eurotiomycetes, Onygenales, Arthrodermataceae. Gene Ontology annotation, molecular function: aminopeptidase activity. Gene Ontology annotation, biological process: proteolysis. The record is from RefSeq and is a predicted model, not a curated record.
AUGAGCUCGCAGGCCCUUCACCCGGGAUACUCCCAUGCGGACGCCUUCGACGAGGGCUUCCUCUCGGUGGGAUCCAUCCACAAGAUCCAUUACGAGCAGUACGGGAAGAAAGACGGCAAGCCAGUCAUCUUCCUUCACGGCGGGCCCGGCGGCCACUGCACCAAGAUCAACACGACCUUCUUCGAUCCAGAGGUCUACCGCGUCGUCCUGUUCGACCAGCGUGGCUCCGGCAAGUCUCUGCCAAACUCGGAGCUGCGGGAGAACACCACGCACCACCUGGUCGAGGACAUCGAAGCCAUCCGCAAGCAUAUGGGCGUCGAGAAGUGGCACAUGGUCUUCGGCGGCUCGUGGGGGUCGACCCUGGCGCUGGUGUAUGCGCAGGCCCAUCCAGAGGUCGUUGGCUCUCUCGUCCUGCGAGGCAUCUUCACCUUCCGCAGAGAAGAGCUGGAGUGGUCUCGCAGCAUCGUGGCCGGCCGUCUAUACCCAGACGCCUACGAGGAGUUCGUCAAUUACCUGCCAGAGCCGGCCAGAGCUGACAUCGUAGGCUCGUACUACCAGCUGCUCCUGUCCGACAACAGAGAGACACGCAUCAGCGCUUCCAAGGCAUGGAACAAGUGGGAGCUGUCCAUCAGCGAGCUGCGCCAGAACCCUCAGAGCCUGAAGAAGCUCGAGGACGAUGACUGGACGCUGGCACACGCCUCGAUGGAACUCCACUAUGCUAUGAACGAUGCCUGGCUUGAGCAUGGUGCUCUCUUGAAAAAGGAGAAUAUCGACCGGAUCAGACACAUCCCCAGCUCUUCUGGAUUCCGGAUGCCGGACACAGUGCAAUGUAGCUAUCAAUAUGCACAAGAGAGAAUUUAUAUAGCCAUCAGGCUGAACUUGAUGACUGGUCUUCCAUUCCUCUCUAGCGGAGUUCCCUGGCUAUUUUCAAUGCUCCUUUUCACGGCAGCAGCCAUAAGCUCUCCGAACACUAACGCAGAUCAUAACGGCGAUACGGAUGCUGCGAGUGCUAACCAGAGAGCCAGUGGCUCCCCGGAUGCACCUAACUAUAGCUUACACCGUCAAUCAUCAGAUCGACAAUCAAUGUCGAGCAGUGAACCAACUAGCUAA